Menidia menidia (Atlantic silverside) is the source of this 3080-nucleotide messenger RNA. The record is from the annotation of a GenBank genome assembly. NCBI's taxonomy places the organism in Eukaryota, Metazoa, Chordata, Actinopteri, Atheriniformes, Atherinopsidae.
ACGCUGCACAGGAACACACAUCCCAGACAAACUGGAAAACAAUCUGCAGUUACUGUAAACAUGGCCGGACUGUUCCUGCCCGGCAGAGGAAGCCGCAUAGUCCUGAAAGCCGACGUUGCAGAAAACGGCCGCCCCUCGCCCCGGCGCCUCGGGCCCCUUAGCGGCCUUCUCGAUCUGAUGUAUGACAAAGGCGGAGGAGAGGGCUCUCGAACGUACAGCAGAAAAUUUCAGCGGAAUAAAAACGAGCCGCGCUUUAACGUGGAUGCAUGUCUCUGUGCAGGAAUCCUCUUCUCUACCCUGGUGUUCGGGCCCGCCUGUGGCUUCAUCCUCGGCUCCGUUUGCACCAAAUUCUACGUGGACGCCAUCUUCAUUGAAUCAAGUAAACUGGGCAUCACUCCAGAUGACCCGCGGUGGAUCGGGGCCUGGUGGGCCGGCUUCCUGCUGUGUGGUGCCUUACUCUUUUGCUCAGCAGUCUUGAUGUUCGGCUUCCCGCAGUCCCUGCCGAGCAAGGAGCGAGACGAGGGAACGGAGAGUGAGCAGGUUAUGCUCCCCCCCUCCCUUAGCUCAGAGUUUGAGACUCCAAAGCCCACUAAUGGAGUCGUUGUCAGCCAUGAGCCGGCAAACAGCCCCACCUGCUGUCAGCAGCUGAGAGUGAUCCCUAAAGUGACCAAGCACCUGCUGUCCAACCCCGUGUUCACCUGCAUCAUCCUGGCGGCCUGCAUGGAGAUCGCCGUGGUGGCCGGCUUCGCAGCCUUCUUGGGGAAAUAUCUGGAGCAGCAGUUCAACCUCACCACCUCCUCCGCCAACCAGCUGCUGGGUAUGACGGCCAUCCCCUGCGCCUGUCUGGGGAUCUUCAUGGGCGGCCUGCUGGUGAAGAAACUGAACCUGUCGGCGCUGGGGGCCAUCCGCAUGGCCAUGCUGGUCAACCUGAUCUCCACCGCCUGCUACAUCUCCUUCCUGUUCCUGGGCUGUGACACGGGUCCUGUGGCAGGAGUCACCGUCAGAUACGGCAAUGAGAGUGUGUUUGUUUUAGAACUCAGCCCUGCCGCUCUUCUGCUCAGGACGCUCCGGGUGGGAGAGAAGCCCCAGGCUCAGUGCAUCAGUCACUGCGACUGCUUCACCUCCUCCAUCAGCCCCGUCUGCGGCUCCAACGGCGUCACCUACCUGUCCUCCUGCUUUGCCGGCUGCACCCGGACAGGAAACCUGACCGGAUGCACUUGUGUAUCGGCUGAAAGCGGGCUGGGCUCUGCAGUUCCGGGGAAAUGUCCCAUGCCGGGCUGCCAGGAGUCUUUCCUCAUCUUCCUGUGUGUGAUUUGUGUCUGCAGCCUGGUGGGAGCCAUGGCCCAGACUCCCUCUGUCAUCGUCCUUAUCAGGACCGUGAGUCCUGAACUGAAAUCAUACGCUCUUGGAGUUCUCUUCCUUUUGCUCAGACUUCUUGGCUUUAUCCCUCCUCCGCUGAUCUUCGGUGCGGGGAUCGACUCCACUUGCCUUUUCUGGAGCUCAGACUGUGGCGAAAAGGGCGCCUGCCUGCUGUACGACAACGUGGCCUACAGGCACCUCUACGUCAGCCUCGCCAUCGGCCUCAAGGGCGUGGCCUUCCUCCUCUACUCCACCACCUGGUACUGCUUGCGCAGGAACUACAAGAAAUACAUCAAAACUCACGAGGGCCACAUGACCGCCACUGAAUUCUACCCCUCCCUCAGCGACGGCCCCAAACUGGCCGACAGGACAAAAUUUAUAUAUAACCUGGAGCACCAAGAGUUCUGCGAGAACAUGGAGUCGGUCUUAUAAGGCCCACGUGGACGCCCGCGUUCUCUCUGAGGAACUUUAACCCCUCCUCUUCUUUCUGAAAGAGCAGAGGUCCGCUGAGGCCGCAGGAGACACGGCCUGCUGGGCGCUCCAGGCUUUUUCCAAAGGGUCCAUUCUAGUCGUUCUUCAGUGGGGUGUCGUCCAGUGCAAUGCCAGUGGUGAAUUCCUGUGUUGGCGUGCCAGUAGAUGACCACCACAGUCCAGCGUGGCUCAGCCCUGGCCGCUCACCACGCUGCCAAACUGUUUUAGGCCCGUCCGGACUCUGUGUGAACAGUGUAGGGGUUCCUGUCCUUCAACACUGUGCGUUCUCUGUCUGUGCAUCUCAACAGAAAAAAACAACACUUUAAUGGUAUAAAACAAAAGCUUCCGAGUGAUUUUCAGUUGUUGCCAAGUGUUUACAAACUUGUAGUCGAUCAGCCACUGUUUUAUUUCCAUGCAGGAAGGUUUCUUAUAACAUGAGACCAGAAGCACCCGGACAGGGUUAUAAUAGUGGCCUAUUAGAUGUUUGUUUUUCUUUUUUUUGUUUUUCUUUUUUUUGUUCUCUUGCUGGAUCGUAGACACUGUUUUUGAUACUUGCUUAGACUAGACUGUGGAGUCUUGUCUCAUAGAUGGAAACGUGCAAUUCAUAUCUGAAAUGUCAAAGUUUAUGAAUAGAUAUGUGUCAGACUGCAGGUUUAUUUUUCACUGUAGCAAUUUGUUUUGUUUUUUCCACAUUUGUUCCUGCAGAGUGUAUUCAGCCUAAUAUGUCUUAAUAAGGGAUUAAUUUAAUAAGAAUGUAUCUUUCUAUUAGCUUCUGCACAGAUUGGAGGAGUGAGGAGGAAAAUGAAAAGCAGAAGAAGAGUUUUCAGAGCUCCUGUUAAUGGGAUUAGCAGUGAUACGUUUGGUUGAUUAGGCCCAGGCUGUUUUAUUAGAUUGUGCUUUAAAUUACUCUAAGUUAUCUUUGAUCUAAUUGUCUGGGAUUUUUAUGUGUGCGACUGAUGUAGCAGAAGUGAUCUCCAUAUUGUGGAACUUGGUAUGUUACAUCAUUUUGGGAUGCAAAAACAAAGCCUGUCACCAGUCUAGCUCCGUAAUAAUUGACGUAAAUGAAAACAAAGCGGGAGAUUAUGUGUGCAAAAUAAAGAGCACUGGGCUGAUUCCUGUAUUUGAAAACACAUCACGUUCCUCUACUGGUUUCUCUGCAGUCACAGUUUUGACAUCCCUUUUCUUACACUUUUUGUAUGGCAGCAUAUUGUUUAUUUUAUUCUGGAAAUAAAUUAUUUUUCAGAAAAUUA